GUGUACCAAAAUUCCCCAAAGAAAAAAUUGAGCCCCUUGAUGUGGAGCAUGGUGAUUCUGUGAUUUUGCACUGUAACCCCCCAAAGGGCAUCCCACCUUUGCAUAUCUAUUGGAUGAAUAUUGAUUUGCAGCACAUUCCUCAAGAUGAAAGGGUCUCCAUGAGCCUUAAGGGAGAUCUCUACUUUGCAAAUGUGGAAGAAAAUGACAGUCGAAGUGAUUAUUGUUGCUUUGCAGCAUUUCCAAGACUGAGGACGAUUGUGCAGAAAAUGCCAAUGACACUGAAGGUUUCCCGUUUUAAGCAUGCUAAUGACUCAGGCUCACCUAACGCUGCGGUUACUAAGGCAAAUUUUAUCAAGGAAAGAAAACCCAAACUGCUGAUCCCUCCUGAAUCUGCCGGCAGUAGCUCAUCAGUCACUGUCAUCAAGGGAGGUGUCCUGCUACUCGAAUGUAUUGCUGAAGGGCUCCCAACUCCUCAUCUAAGCUGGGUCAAGGUCACUGGAAACUUGCCCAAGGAUGAACCAGAAACAGAAAAUUUUGGGAAGAUAUUGAAGAUAGACCAAGUGACUGCAGCCGAUGAAGGAACAUACCAGUGCACAGCAAGCAACCCCAUGGGGAGAGCGAAGCACGAGUUCCACGUUCACGUGGAAGAGCCUCCUCGGUGGAUAAAGGAGCCCGAAGGUGGUGUUUACAGCAUAGGAACAAAUCUUGUGCUGCUCUGCGAAGCUAUCGGCAACCCUGAGCCAACCAUUCAGUGGAAACUUAACGGGAUGCCCAUCGAUAGUAGGACCUUCAGAGGGAGAAUCUCUACCAGAGAGGUCAGCCUUACCAACCUCCAGCUUCAGGACAGUGCUGUCUACCAGUGCGAGGCCAGCAACAAGCACGGCACCAUCCUUGCCAGUGCCAACGUGAACGUCCUCAAUAUUGCUCCCUUAAUACUGACCUCAGAUGGUGAAAACUAUGCCACAGUUGUGGGUUACAGUGCCUUCCUGCACUGUGAAAUUUUUGCCUCGCCUGCAGCAGAUAUUAGAUGGACUAAGGAUGACAGCAUAGAGCCACUUUCAACGUUACGCUAUGAGUUAAAUAAGAACGGCACCCUAGAGAUCAAAGAAACAAGGAAAGAAGACUCAGGAUCGUACGCUUGCUGGGCUGCAAACUCUGUUGGAAAAAGAGCAAUCACUGCUAAUCUGGAUAUAAGAGAUGCUACAAAACUUGUUGUUACUCCGAAGAACCCCCGAGUGUUGAAAUCGCAUUCAAUUUUAUUGAAAUGUCAAUCUGAGUAUGAUUCACACUUGAAACACAGUUUUAAAUUAUCCUGGAGGAAAGAUGGAGAUGAGCUGCCAGUCAACAGCACGGAAGAUGGCAGGAUAAUUCUGGACAGGGAUACACUGUUCAUAUCAAGCGUGACACUGGGGGAUCAAGGAGUUUACACGUGUGUGGCUCGCACUUCUCUGGACAGUGUUACAGCAGAAUCACAGUUAGUUGUUCUUGAUGUUCCUGAUCCGCCAGAAGACCUUCAGCUCUCAGAAAAUCAAAACCGAAGUGUUCGACUCUCCUGGAAAGCCGGGGCCAGUCAUAACAGCCCUGUUAAUGAGUCGAUUAUAGAGUUUGAAGAGAACCGGUGGGAGCCGGGGAGGUGGCAGGAGCUAACCCGAGCCCCGGGGAAUGACACCACGGCCCUUCUGUCACUGGCCCCGUAUAUGAAUUACCAGUUUCGCGUCGUAUCUGUGAACGCUGUGGGAAGGAGCCAGCCAAGUAAACCAUCGCUGCGCUAUGCGACACCUCCGGCUGCUCCAGACAAGAACCCAGAAGACAUCCGAGUUGAAGCUUCUGAACCAAAUGAAAUGGUGAUGAAAUGGGAG
Messenger RNA from Cariama cristata (Red-legged seriema), 1859 nucleotides. RefSeq names its product cell adhesion molecule L1-like (gene CHL1). Gene Ontology annotation, cellular component: axon; plasma membrane. The annotation marks the transcript as partial. The record is from RefSeq and is a predicted model, not a curated record. Gene Ontology annotation, molecular function: cell-cell adhesion mediator activity. The transcript has 14 exons. Lineage: Eukaryota; Metazoa; Chordata; Aves; Cariamiformes; Cariamidae. Gene Ontology annotation, biological process: dendrite self-avoidance; homophilic cell-cell adhesion; axon guidance.